Molecule: messenger RNA, 1024 nt
Organism: Gymnogyps californianus (California condor)
Lineage: Eukaryota; Metazoa; Chordata; Aves; Accipitriformes; Cathartidae
Gene: NKAIN2
Product: sodium/potassium transporting ATPase interacting 2
Exons: 7
Coding region: 106-741 (211 amino acids)
Biological process (GO): regulation of sodium ion transport
Source: RefSeq, a predicted model, not a curated record
UCAAAUGCUCUUAAGCCUUCAGUGAUUUAGUUUCAUCCUCACAGAAACUAGACUGGUUACCAGUCUGAAUGAAAACAGGACCUAAAGGCUAUACCAUACUUCCAGAUGGACGUGAUUAAAAGCUCCAGCAAAUUCACAUUAGUGAGUUUUUAUGUGGAAAUGAGAAAGGUUUCUGUGCUCGAGAGGCAGAUAUUUGACUUCCUUGGUUAUCAGUGGGCACCCAUCCUGGCAAAUUUUAUACACAUUAUUAUAGUCAUACUUGGCUUAUUUGGAACCAUCCAGUAUAGACCUCGUUACAUAACAGGAUACGCUGUCUGGCUGGUCCUUUGGAUUACAUGGAACGUGUUUGUUAUCUGCUUCUAUUUGGAGGCUGGGGACCUUUCAAAGGAAACAGAUCUCAUUCUGACGUUUAAUAUCUCAAUGCAUCGUUCUUGGUGGAUGGAGAAUGGGCCGGGCUGCACCGUGACCUCAGUAACCCCAGCCCCAGACUGGGCACCAGAGGAUCAUCGUUAUAUCACUGUCUCGGGGUGUUUUCUUGAAUAUCAGUACAUAGAAGUGGCUCACAGUUCUCUUCAGAUCUUCCUUGCACUGGCGGGCUUCAUCUAUGCCUGUUAUGUUGUGAAAUGUAUUACUGAAGAAGAGGACAGCUUUGAUUUCAUAGGUGGAUUUGACUCUUACGGCUAUCAAGGUCCACAGAAGACAUCUCAUUUACAGCUACAGCCCAUGUAUAUGUCAAAGUAAACAUGGGCACUACGCAACGUGGGCUGGAGGACCUGUCAAAGAAACUGUUUCAGGAUGGCCUUCUGGUUCUUCAAAGAGCAAAAAAAAUCCAGUUUGUGUGCUAAAAAAAAAAAGCAAGCUGAUUGAACAGUGAGACAAAAAACAACAGACACCUUCAGCCCUUCUUUCUAACAGGUACUAAGGGAGAUGCCCCAGACCUCCACCUUGGACCUCCUGCCUCCCAGCACCAGAGGGCCAGAGCAUUGGUGCCAUCCUCUGGCUCUUCCCUACCCUGGCCACUGCC